Molecule: messenger RNA, 2940 nt
Organism: Gallus gallus (chicken)
Lineage: Eukaryota; Metazoa; Chordata; Aves; Galliformes; Phasianidae
Gene: PLD3
Product: phospholipase D family member 3
Exons: 11
Coding region: 121-1587 (488 amino acids)
Molecular function (GO): catalytic activity
Source: RefSeq, a predicted model, not a curated record
GAGGCCCCGUGAGUCAGCGUGGGGUUGGGUGUGGGGCGCAGUGUGGGGUUCGCUGUGGGGCGGCCCCAAACGUAUUUUGGGGUCUUUUGGAGACAGGUUUGGCACCGGCGAGGGGCGGCAAUGAAACCCUACGUGGUCUACGAGAAGCUGCCCCCCAUGGACCCCCCUGCACCGAAGGACUCCCCCCGACGGCUCCUCUUGCCGGCUGUGCUCUGUGCCCUCCUCGGCUCCCUCUCCCUCCUCCUCCUCCUGCCCUGCUUCGGCCUCGGGGGCGCCGCGGUGCUGCAGGGACAGAGCGGGGACAGCGGCUGCGGGGACACGUGCAGGGCGGUGCUGGUUGAGAGCACCCCGCAGGGAGUCCCCCCCGGCCCCCACCCGUCCACAUUCUCCUCCUGGCUGCGGAUCAUCGGCACGGCGCGGCGCAGCCUCGACAUCGCCUCCUUCUAUUGGACGCUGAGCAACCGCGACACCGCCACCCACGAACCCUCGGCUGCGCCGGGUGAGCGCAUCCUGGCUGAGCUCCUCCAGCUGCCCCGGCGUGGGGUGGCCGUCCGGGUGGCCGUCAGCGCCCCGACCCACACGACCCCAAUGGGAGACCUGCUGGCCCUACAGAGCAGCGGUGCGGCGGUGCGGGCGGUGGAUGUGGGGCGGCUGGCUGGCGGGGUACUGCACACCAAGCUGUGGGUCGCUGACGGCGCCCACGUCUACCUCGGCAGUGCCAACAUGGACUGGCGCUCCCUGACCCAGGUGAAGGAGUUGGGCGUCGCCAUCUACAACUGCAGCUGCGUGGCGCAGGACGUGGCCAAAGUGUUCGAGGCCUACUGGGCCCUGGGGGCCCCCAACGCCUCCAUCCCCACCCCGUGGCCCUCCAACUUCUCCACCCCCUUCAACAUGGAGACCCCACUGCGGCUGCGGCUCAACGGGACCCCGACCGCCCUCUACUUCUCGAGCUCCCCGCCGUCGUUCUGCGCCGCGGGCCGCACGCCGGACCUGAACGCCGUCCUCGGCGUCAUCGACGCGGCGCAGCAGUUCAUCAGCGUGGCGGUGAUGAGUUACCUGCCCGCCACCGAGUUCCGCCGGCCCGACAGGUCCUGGCAGCCCCGGGGGUUCUGGCCGGAGAUCGACGACGGUCUGCGCAGGGCCGUGUUUGAGCGCGGCGUGGCGGUGCGGCUGCUGGUCGGCUGCUGGGCGCACUCCAAGGCCGCCAUGUUCCCCUUCCUCAGAUCCUUGGCCGCCAUCGCCGACAACGCGACGCGAUUCAGCGCAGAGGUGCGGCUCUUCGUGGUCCCGUCCACGGCGGCGCAGUCCCGCAUCCCCUACGCCCGCGUCAGCCACCAGAAGUACAUGGUGACCGAGAAGGCGGCCUACAUCGGGACCUCCAACUGGUCGGCCGAUUACUUCCAGCGCACGGCGGGCUCAGCGUUGGUGCUGCAGCACACGGGGUCCCCCCCCAGCACGGAGCCCACCCUGCGGGCGCAGCUGCAGUCCUCCUUCGAGCGGGACUGGGGGUCCCCAUACAGCAUCGACAUUGGGGACACGGAGCGGUGGCAGCAGCACUGCGGCCCCCCCCGGGGGGGGACGCGGUGACACCGCACCCAUUUUGGGUGCACAACGCUCCCGUUUGGGGACUUCGGGGUUGGAGUGGAAUGACGGACGUGAGGUGGGGGCUGCGGGUUAUGGGGGGGUCCCCAUAGAGCGCCCGUAGGGGGGGGUAAAGGGGGGAUGUGGGGACGCUGAGGUGGGAUGUGGGGACGUGGGGGGGAUGUGGGGACAUGGGGGGGACGUGGGGCCAUGGGGGGCCAUGGGGCACCAUGGAUCCCAACCCCCACUGUCCCCAUUCUCCCCGUGCCCCCCCAACACCCCGUGACCCCAAUCUUCUCCCCAUGGCCCCACGCCUCAUUGUCCCGAUGUCCCCAAUGACCCCCAGCCUUCUCCCCAUGGCCCAAUGUCUCCGUGUCCCCCCAUAUGUCCCCAUGUCCCCAUAUCUCCACGUCCCAAUGUCCCCACGUGUCCCAAUGCCCCCAAUCUCCCCCCAUGUCCCCAUAUGUCCCCCUAUGACCCCAUACGUCCCCAUAUAUCUGUCUCCAGUCUCCCCCCACAUCCCCAUGGCACAGAUGGGGUCUCCCCCCACCCCACAGCCCCCACCCCACAUCCACAUAGGGCCGGGUGUCACACGGGCGUUUAUUGGGGGGGGGGAAUGCUUAAAUUGGGGUCAAACACACCAACAAAGGUUAAAAAGGGGGGGGGGGGAACCCCGAAAGGAUUAUAGGGGAAAAGCCCUGCAGGGGGAAAUGGGUAAAACUGGGGGGAAAUGGGUAAGAACAGCUGAAAAUGGGGAAAAAGCCCCCAGAAAUGGCAAAUUAGGGUGAAAAGCAGCAAAGGGGGGGGGGGGGGGCAGAGCCCCAAAGGUUUCUAAUGGGGGAAAACCCCAAAAUGAUUAAAAAUGGGGGGAAAAAAAACGGCUGGAAAUGGUUAAAAUGAGGGAAAAUGGCUCCAAAAAGUUAACGGGGGGAAAAGGGCCCCCAAAAAGCUGAAAUGGGGGCGAAAGGGCCCCAAAGGGACCCCCCCCACACACACACACCUUACGGCUCCCCCCCCAGGGGGGGGCUCAGCUCCACGCGGGGCAGUCGGAAGCGGGAGGGGGGGGGCAGCGUUGGGGACCCCCCGCUCAGCCCCACUUUGGGGACCCCCCACCUCCUCCCCCCCCCAUCGGUCCCCGCUUUGGGUUUAGAAAAGGCCCAGAUGGGUCUGGAGGGGGGGGGGGCCGCCUUUCUCCUCCCCCCUCCCCUUCACCAGAGCCCCCAUGGCCCACCUCACCCCCCCCACCCCCUUUGCCUUCUCCCCCCCCCCCCCUUCCUCCGGCACCCAUUUUGGGGCCGUUUCCAUCAUUUUCGGGCCUUUUUCCUCCCCUUUGCCCGCCCCCCCCCCGAACCCCCCCAC